AUGGAGAAAGACGAUGGCGGAGAAGAGGAUCCAUGCGCGAUGACAAGAACUUCGUUGUACUACUUUGGAGAAUCAGGACAAACGGAUGAUGCGUACUCCGUUACAAUCAUCGAGUCUGUCGAUUUCGUUGCAAAACGUUGUUGUUUACUUGUUCAGAGCAUGGAAGAAGAAUAUGGAUUGUUCGUAUGGCCGUGUAGUAUUGUUCUAGCUGAGUAUGUUUGGCAGCAAAGAUCUCGCUUUUCUGGAGCUAACGUGGUUGAGCUUGGAGCAGGAACUUCUUUGCCUGGGUUAGUGGCUGCAAAAGUGGGUUCAAUUGUUACAUUAACUGAUGCUUCCGACAAACUAGAGGUAUUGGAAAACAUGAGGAAGGUAUCUGAUAUAAACAAGCUGAAUUGCAAGGUAAUGGGAUUGACAUGGGGAAGUUGGGAUGAGGAAAUAUUCAGUUUAAAACCAAAGAUUAUCCUUGGAGCUGAUGUGUUGUAUGAUAAUAUUGCCUUUGCUGAUCUCUUCGCCACUGUCACAUUCCUUCUACAAAAUUCUCCUGGUUCUACUUUUAUCACAACUUAUCACAACAGAAGUGGGCAUCAUCUGAUCGAGUUCUUGAUGGCGAAAUGGAAUUUGAAGUGUGUGAAACUGUUGGAUGGAUUUUCAUUUAUGCCUUCUCAUAAGGCCUCUGGAUUAAGUGGCAAUAUCCAAUUGGUGGAAAUUGAAUUGAAUAAUACCUUACCACAAAGUUUAUAAUCUGAACCAGCAAUUGUAUUACUAGUGUUGUCAUAUUUCUAACAAUUUACUGAUGAGAGGAAUAAACUGAAACAGGUUGGUUAAACAAAGUUAUAUUAGAUCUAGAUUUGUAUUAAUUUAUAAAUAAAUAUUUUAAAAAAUCCACUAUUGUACUC
This is a messenger RNA of Impatiens glandulifera, 896 nucleotides long. Its product is annotated as probable methyltransferase-like protein 23. Gene Ontology annotation, cellular component: nucleus; cytoplasm. The record is from RefSeq and is a predicted model, not a curated record. The coding region runs from base 1 to 741 and encodes 246 amino acids. Lineage: Eukaryota; Viridiplantae; Streptophyta; Magnoliopsida; Ericales; Balsaminaceae. The transcript is spliced from 7 exons.